CCCUGCAGAUGGAGUCGACAUAAAACCAGGAACAGCCAACUUGCUGCUCCUGUUGUUGCACGAUGGAGCAAACUACACAAGAUUAUGAACCCCCUCAAAAGAUAUUCACCUGUAAUUUAUGUGGUUUAGCCACCCCGUUCACCUACUACGGCCAGAAACCUCCCAACACCAGAGCCAUCGUGCUGCUGGAGGAGUGUUUUGUCACCAGGGACCCGUUCAAUCCAGACAAGGAGAAGUUUCUGGUUUUAGGGUCAAACUGCAGCCUGUGCAGCAACACCGUGUGUGUCGGAGCGGACUGCAGUCUUUUCUACACCAAGAGGUUCUGCAUGCCAUGUGUGAACAAGCACCUGGACCAGUUCCCUCAUCAGAUUCAGACUGAGCUGGCCAAGAAGAAGCAGAGCUCCAAGGCUGCCGUCCCCUGACACCCGGGCCACACGUCUAACCCGGGUCCCCAGCUCACCACCAGAGGCCCACAUGUACUGGUGAUGGUGCUGUAAGAGACGAUGAAACGGGCGGACACACUGAUCUGCAGGCUGCAGCGACUGAUGUGUCUACCUCUGUUUUCUCUCAUGUGCCAGCGGACAGUUUGCCUAAUCUUUGCGGGGUUUUUGACUGCAGUGGAAAGGCAGACAUCAACGGGCUGAAGCAAUCUCCUAGUUCUGUGAAAGGUAGCCCCUGGGGCUGAGAGUUGCGGGUGCCUUGGCUGUAAACACGGCUAUAGAAGAGGCUGUGCUUAUGGGUGAAUAUAGGGUCAGCCAUGGAAAAUGAGCACCAGCCACAAGCCAAAGAUGCAGAUAAAUGUUUCUGGCUGAUCAGUUCGGCUGCUCUACAAGCCCGCCAGGUUGCAUUUGUUGUGCUGUAAGGUUUUGCAGAAGCGAGCGGCAGAUGUCACUUUUGUGCCGGGAUCACCUGUUGGGCCUUGGUUGCCGGCCCAGAAUAAAUUUCCGACUUGUGGCAAUUAAAAUGUCUCCCAUUGAGCAAAAUGAUGUCAUGUGUACGGGUGAUUGCACUCUAGCACUAAAUUUGACAAAUUUCUCUAAUAGUAAUAUUUUUAGAAGUUGGCAAAAUGUCAAAGGACUGGGCUUUGCUACUACAAGAUCGUCUGGGAAGUACUGUACAGGACUUUUAUUAUGGGAUGAAUUUGGCUUUUCCCUAUAUUAAUUUCUGGCUGUGAUUUCAAACAAACAUUGUGUAAUCAUAAGCAUCUGGUAAUAAAAUCACUAUAUGUGCAGCUCUUUUCCAACCAAAGUGGAAGUAAAUUACACAAUGUGAGGAACAAAACAAACACCAAUAAACAAUCUGCAACAAUAAAGAGAAGACUUUGACUGUCGACACCCAUAGCUCAUUAAGCCCUCCUCAACAACAACAAAAAUCAUGACUCCCAAAACCAAACUAAUAAUACAGUGAGUUUAAAAUUACACGAGUUCAAUACAAGCUUGUAAAAUGAUAUUUCAGUUGUGAUGUAAAAGAAGAUAGAGUUAAUGUCUUUCCCUCAGGCUGGCAGCUCACCCAGACUGCAGAUAAGUGACAUAAGAGAAUAUUGUGACCAAGCAGACUGAUUUUUUUUUUUCUUUCUACCCCAAAAACUCACGGACUUGCACACAGGCUGUCUUCAAAUUAGAUGUGUGUACUUUCCACCAAUACAUACUGAUUUGUUAAAAGUGAUGUGAUCUUUUCCAGAGUGCAUUGUUGCUCACUAAUUCUGUUUUUCUAUGUGCCUCAUCUUACAAAGCUAUAAAAUCACAUGGACUGUGACCUUUCUGCAUUUUUGUGACUGUUAGACCAGGACUAAAUGCAUUACACACCAUUGUAUGGUUCUUGUUUUUUUUUGUUUUUUUUUAACAGACUAUAUCAGCUCUGUUUUAUCUCAGUAUGGAUGCAUUUUACUACUCAACAUUUUCUCCUUUUUUUCAUUUUGUAAUUUCUGGAAGAUUGUACCAUGCCAUACACCCAGAACACCCAGCCAAUAAAAAUAAAAACAACCGACCAAACAAGA
Messenger RNA from Myripristis murdjan (pinecone soldierfish), 1996 nucleotides. RefSeq names its product cysteine rich DPF motif domain containing 1 (gene cdpf1). The transcript is spliced from 4 exons. Lineage: Eukaryota; Metazoa; Chordata; Actinopteri; Holocentriformes; Holocentridae. Bases 63 to 422 code for a protein of 119 amino acids. The record is from RefSeq and is a predicted model, not a curated record.